Anneissia japonica is the source of this 9620-nucleotide messenger RNA. RefSeq names its product prospero homeobox protein 1-like. NCBI's taxonomy places the organism in Eukaryota, Metazoa, Echinodermata, Crinoidea, Comatulida, Comatulidae. The transcript is spliced from 12 exons. Gene Ontology annotation, molecular function: RNA polymerase II cis-regulatory region sequence-specific DNA binding; DNA-binding transcription factor activity, RNA polymerase II-specific. Gene Ontology annotation, cellular component: nucleus. The record is from RefSeq and is a predicted model, not a curated record. Gene Ontology annotation, biological process: regulation of transcription by RNA polymerase II. Bases 1499 to 3511 code for a protein of 670 amino acids.
CGGCCGGCGGAGUUGGAGUUCAUAUGCGCGAAUGAAUCCGAGUCAAAAGUGUGAAAUAUUCACGAAUCUGAACAUCCUCAGACAAUGGUUAGACAAAAUUACGCAAUACAGCUUCAAGAACCAGCAGGCUAGGGUUGCAUCCAAACAUGGAUAUAGCAUGUAAUUGUACCUUCAUUUUCUCUGUUGAACAUUAUACACUGGUGUCUGAAACCAAUUUAAAUUCAUCAGCAUAAUAAUAUGGGAACAUGAUUAUUUUGAACAAAUUCCAAAUCCAAGAUGGCCAAUGGAAACAGCUACUAGUUUCUCACUUUCACCAAGUAAACACAUUGAAAGCAAAUAAAAGAAGCACUAGACAUGAUUCAUACCAUAUAUCCCCAACCACAAAUGAUCAAGAGAGGAAUUUUACUGAUGAAUUGUUAAAAUAAUAUUUAACAUAGGCCUACUGACUGUACAAAAAAUUCAGGACAUUCUGAAAAAAAAAUGAAAUCAGGAAAUAGAAGUUGGAGAAGGUCAGACAACAGAUGGACAACAAAAGUAACAGAAUGGAGACCUAUGGAUGGCAAAAGGAACAAGGGAAAAGAUGGAUGGAUCAGAUAGGCAAGUAUUUAGGAACAGCGAAUUUGUGGAAGAGAACAGAGCAAUCAGAUAGUGUAGUAUGGCAUCAGAAUUUUGACACUUUUAUCCAACAAUGGACUGACAAAAAACUGAUGAUGAUCCCAGUACAAGAAAUUAGGUUAAUUCAAUUGUCACCAUUCUCAUCGCCAAAUUACUUUGUAAAUAGUUGAUAUAUUUCUCAUAUUAAAAUAUGUGUGACCCGAAGAUCACCGAUCAUCAAAAGUAUGAGGACGACUUGGCUCAUAUCAACCUCAAAAACGAGAGGUGACAUCUCAACCAACAUGGCGUAGCAUCGAGAGUAUGUUUAAGAAUACUGGUGGAUCACUAGCUAAACUUUUUUAUUCUGCACUUGGCAUUUACUCCGCCGCAAGUAUUAAAUAUGAUGACGAUGAUUCGGAUAUGUUCACCUAUCCACGGGGAAUAAUCGGCGCUUCAGACGACGAGCUCGGUGACGAAAACAGUAACUUAGCUAUCUAGAGAUGAAGUGGCAUUAUUUGAGAUACUGUAAAAGCAAUUUGUAAUCAUUAGUGCAUUUGAAUUUGUCUUCACCUCUGGGAGCUGCUUGAAACAAGACGAGUUAAUGUAACACCAUCAAGUUAUAUGCAAAUCUACUUAAUCUACGUAUGAUAUUUGCUGGCUUUUACCAAACAUAUUUCGUUGUUCAAGGAGGCCUGUAGUAGCACCUGAACUUUGGCACAAGGAACUCGCAAACCUGUUGGCAGGAACAAAAGCAGAUACUCUUUAAGACUACCAGAAACCAGUCGGCAUAGUGUAUUUUCAAUCAAGCAGCACUGGCUAUUGAACAACACCAGUCAAGCAGUUAUAUAUGUUCUUUACCGUUAAUUCUGUGCAAUAGAAGAACCCAAGCAGACAACAAGGAAAAAUGUCUGAGGUAGAUGAUCAAGUUAUACGGCAGAAACGACGAAGAGUCGAUGUGGGUGUGCCAAGGAGUAUUCAUUCGCAAAACAAGCUGCAUUCCACCGCUAUGAUCAUGAAUGGAAAUGUUUCUUUGACUUCAGCAGACACCACAGAAGUCCUACGCAAGCUAUUGAAACAUGGCCAGAAUCCAAGUGAUUUGGAACAGACAUUUGCCGAGAAAUCCCAUGAAGGAUCGUCAAUUAUGUCCCAUCUUUUAAAAGCUAAAAUGCAGGCAGCUAAUCAGGGAAAUCUAGAUAUGAUGCAGCACUCGCCGUCGAGUCUACCGUCUGAUAUGAUGCAUGAGAUGGAUGCUAAGGAAACAGAGAGUUUACAUAACAAUGGACAAUAUAAUUCAGAAAGAUGCUGUAACGGCAACCAGAGUCCGGUUUAUGAAAACACGCCAGAUAGUGCCGAAGCCAAAAGGGCACGAGUGGAGAACAUCUUGAGCACUAUGCGUCAAUCGCCGCUUCGCCAAAUUACAGAACCAUCAAACACACCUCCUCUGGAAUCUCGUCGACAAAAACGUAAACAGUCUCAACCUCAGCAACAGCGAGUUCUGGACGAACGAAAACAGACGCGAAGAGAAGAAAGACGUAAGUUAAAAGAUCUUUUGUAUCACCUUCAACAACAGCUUGACAUGCUACAAGAAAAAUAUUUUGACCUUUACGAAGAUGACAACAGCAGCUUGUCAGACAGCUCUGAUGACCUAGAUGACAUUCGUGAAUCGCCGAUUCAAGUGCCUAACCUAAGUAAAAGUUUACAAAAGUUGACAGCAGCCACACAAAAAUCUGGAAAAUUUACUGAUGCACUAAAACAAGAACUUACUAAUGUUGUAUCGGCCACAGUUGAUUCUGUCCUUAGUCAGUUCAAGCCGCAUCCGCCAUCUGUACCCGAUUCCCAAAAACCUUCCAAGCGUAAGCCUGUCGGAAUGUCAAGCCCAGUCAACAAUAACAACAACCAUUACAAUGCUGAUAGACCUUCCCCUCCCCUACACCAGCAAGCUCCAUCUAAACCUUUACCACGUGUUCAUCAUGAUACACUGUCAGAACAGAUGGAAGCUAUCCCUCUCAUUGUGCCGCAUCGUACUCGUGUCCGUGACACCAAUGUUAGCGCGGCAGCUUCCAUCCGACAUCGUAACGAGUCAGAAUAUGAGACGCCACUACCAUCCUCAUUGCCAACUAGUGUAGCAAUUCCAAACCCUAGCCUGAACCAGUCCAUGUCAAUGGUAAUGAUGCAUGGCGCAGUACCAGAGAGCCGCGAUGUACUGGAAGAUAUGAGAUAUACCUCUGCACAUUUUUUCCGACCGUUCUCCAGUAGUCCACUGAUGUCACACCAUGCGGCCAGCAUGGUACAGCAUGGGGAGCCUGGUAGCGCUGAUACCCCCCACUAUGAGGGUCUCACAGUACCAAUGGUCAAGACAGAUUUGGGCGAUUCCGGUUAUUACCAUGACGGAUCCACGGACCUCUCCAUCUACAACGCCGCUAAUGGAACAUCGCUAACAUCAACGUUGACACCAUCCCAUUUGAAGAAAGCCAAAUUGAUGUUCUUCUAUACCCGCUACCCAAGCUCGUCAAUCCUUAAACAACAUUUCCCAGAUGUCAAGUUUAACCGCCACAACACAUCCCAAAUCAUUAAAUGGUUCAGCAAUUUCCGAGAAUUCUAUUACAUUCAGAUGGAGAAGUUUUCACGUCAGUAUCUCAGCGAAGGAAUGGAGAGUAGCGAUCAGAUCCGAAUGACAAACGACUCUGAAAUUUUCCGAUCUCUCAAUCUUCACUACAAUAAGAGCAACGAUUUUCAGGUUCCUGAAAGCUUCUUGUCAGUCGCUCAAGCCACCUUGGUAGAGUUCUUCAACGCAAUUAAAGCCAAUAAAGACGCAGAGCCCUCGUGGAAGAAAAACAUCUACAAGGUGAUCAGUAAGCUUGAUGAACCUUUGCCUGAGUUUUUCAAAUCAGCCAACUGUUUAGAUGAGCUCGAAUAGAAGCUGUGAUUCAGUGCAAUCGAAACCUUACUUCUUGCUUAGACGUGCUGGAUUUUCAAAAAAACUAUCAUCCUGACUUGGCUUGACUGUGAUUAGUCAGUUGGCGUUAAUAAUAUUUACUGUACAUGCAUACGGUUGAUUGUUUUUUUCUUGUUUUUACUGCAUUGCAAUAUGAUAGAGAAUGAAAGGUUAAACCAUAAGAUUUUUGCCUUUGUCUCUUUUAUUAAAUUAUCUGCAGAACUGCAUCAAAAGGCAACUGAGAUUGAUUAAGUCUUUCCAUUUAGUAAAUAUUGAUAAUAAUUAUAUAUUUGAACAAAUUAGUAAAACUACUUCUUCCAUAUAAUAUCAAGUGCCUAAUUAUUUAAUGUUUGUACUUCUACAAAAAUAUUUCACCCUGUGAUUUUUAUAUGUCUACAGCAUUGUGCCUCUUUUGUAUAUAUUCAAAUUAACAGUAUGUUGUCGGGUGCGCAAUUUUGUUCAACUCAAGAUAGAUCAUGUAAUAAUGAUAAACGUUGACCUCUGUGCCUUAUACAAUAAUAUUGGAUUGGAGAACUUGGAUUUAAGAUAUGCCUAUCCUACCUCAGGAACUGUAAAACUCUGUAAUCCAGUAUGGAAAACGUUAUUAGCAAGGAUGCAUGCUGCAAUGGUAUGACCACCCACCACAAUAUGAGUCGUGUUGCACCACAGAUCAAACAUGUGACAUUGUAACAAUAACUUAAUACAUAAUACAACAUAUAUUUUGCAAUUAAAUAAUAAUUGUUGAUACCAUAUCUAUAAGUGGAAAUAAUGGCCUUUAAAAUGGUAUGAAAAUUAAAUUUGCAAGAAACAUCUUCAUCGAGUACAACAUGCUUCAUAGAGUAAUCACUUAAAAUCUUGUUUAUAUAUCAACAAAGCUAUUGUACAUAAAUAUAAAAGUUAAACUAUUGUAAAUUACUAAAAACCCAAUUUUUGCAAAAAUUCAGGUUCCAAGAGUUACCUCAAAUUCGAAUCAAGUUGCAACAGAUGCAACAAAACUUGUUUUGUGGUGGAGGUUCACAUCUAUAUACUUUAUAUGAUUGAAGCAGUGUUUUUUUUUCUGGAUUUACAUUUAUAAUCUUUACCAUUCUGCCCAUUAUCAUUCUAAUGAAUGAUUUAAGAAAGAUUAAACUUUUCAAAAUGAACUUCCUGUUCUAAGUAAACAACCUCUUCAAAUCUCUGAUUUUUGUUAUAGCACAUUUACACGAGGGUAAUAAAUCUAGCAAAGCUAAUAAUUUGUAAUCCUCAAUGUUCUAUUACCAAGUAUCCUUUAGGUUGAGUUGAGUAGUUUUUAGUGGUGAGAAAAUUCAGACUUUUUUAGGAUUGAACCUUUGACCUUGAGAUUUGAGGAUGAGCACCUCACCCUCCAAAGCACAGCUUAAUUCCAUGUUAUUAUGCUCUGUUCUUAGUAAUCUCAUACUUAUCUUUUAAGACUAUAUUACGAUCGUCUAAUAUAAAUUGAAAUUUGGAGUGUAAGCAAGAAGUUCUUUAUAUCCAAUACUUGAAGAACGCAGUAUUAUUGUACAUAUUUAUGUAAUUAUAUUUGUCUCUUUAUUAAUUUUUUUUUUUACAUUUUUUUUUCAUUAGAAAUAGUUUUUCUCAGAUGCAUAUGUAUUACUUUGAAUAUUUAAAAUUGAUUACAAUUUGGGACCCGGUUGGUGGUAUGUGCAAAACAGAUUACAAUUAGUUUUGUUUAUAAUUAUAUAAUUUAAGAUUAUUAAAAAUUAUUAAGAUAUCCAUAAGCAUUUAUCUAACAUUAAUUUAUUUCGAAAAAUGUAUGUAUAGAAUUGAAAGUAUUUUGUAAAUAGUAACAAAUAAUGCGAUCUUCCAUUAGCAUACUAGAACAGAAAUUGCUGCCUUGUGUCAAUUUAUUUUGUUUUAGAACUAGUAAACGUGUAAACAGAUAAUUAUAAUUUGUGCAUGUUUUGUAGUACUGUAUUUCCUAAUUUGGCGCUCUUUUACUUUUUAAAGACAAUUGCAAGUAAAUAUUUAUUGAUUUUUACUUUAUCUUAGAAUAUUGCAGCAGUUAUGAAUGUAAUAUUUAAUUGGUUGAAUUGCCAGAUGAAAGUUGAUUGGAAAAAACUUUGUAACAGAAAUUAUUACGUAGAUUUGUGAGAUUUGAAGCGAUGUAUGGAACUACAUUUUAUAGACUACCUAGAAGUAAUUAUAAUUAAACAUAUUUAUAUAAAGAAAAACAACUCAUUUAGUAUUGCAUUUGUGAAUACUUCACAUAUACAUGUGCAAAUUGUUUGUGUGCAUAAGAUUUUGAUUUGAAAAUAAUGCAUGAAAAAAUAACAUUAUGUUGUUAAAUUGUUGUUCAUGUAAAAUUAUUGAAUUUUAAACAUCUUUUCCCUUGUGUUCAGAUUUUUUAUGGAUCACUUAAAAAUACAGAACUCAAUAUUUUUAUGAAUUUAUAAACUUUUACAGCAAGAAAAGUUAUUGUUAUGUUUUUUAAGUUGUGGAAUUCUAAUUGUCUUUAAAUCCUUCAAAUUUUGCAUUAUUAUUUUAUAGCAAUUAGUCUAAUGAAUAUUCAUGAUUAAAAUCCUGUGUGGUAUUGACUUCGUAGACAUAUGACAUUUCAGUUAUGAAUUGUUUAUAAUUAAAUCACACUCAUAUCAGUGCCUUAUCAAUAUCUAAUACAUUUCUGAUUUAAUUAAUUUUUUAUUAAUUAAAUGUGAAUAGCCUCCAUGAGAGUAACGUUUCAACAUUUAUUUAAAUAUUUGAUGAAUAUUCAUAAGUUGAUCAUUAUCAUUCCUUUUGUGUCUUAUACAGUAAGGAGAUAGUGCAUUGAUUACUACAGUUUUAUAUACUGUACAAUGUUUAAAAAUAUUUUUUCUACACAUUGCCACUCUUAUAUAAAUAUCUGUUCUUUAUUAUACUGUUGACAUUUGUACAUAUAUUCAUCUAUUCCUCCUUAAGAAUCUUAUUUCCUUUUUAAGUUUAUUUCAAGUGUUGUAUCCUGUUGUUAAUUUUUAUUGGCUCCAUCAGCAUUAUCCAUUAUUAUUUUAUUUUUGUUGUAUUUUUAUUGAUGUAUUCCUAUUAUAUUAUUAUUUCAAUUAGUCCAAGUUAAUAAGUUGGUUCUCUGAGAGAUCUCAAUUGUGUUUUUGUUGCCAAAUUUCUAGCAAAGCUGUCAUACCUUUUUUUUUUUGUAAAAUUAGUGCAUAAGUACAUGCAUAGCCUUCAUGUGUAGCCAUGGGCUAGUACUCAUGCAAAUAUAGCAACUAUGGGCUAGCAUCCAUGCAUGAGUGACCAUGGACUAGCACCCAUGUAUUGUAACUCAUGCAUUAGUAAUCAUGCACUAGUAACAAAUAAUAAAAUAUAUGUGCUCACUAUAGCAUCCUAUAAACUUAUCUCAGAAGUCUGUACCAUUACAUUAGUUACCAUGGGCUGGUAAUCAUGCUUAAGUGACCUGAGUUCAGCAGUGACGUAUCUAUGGGGAAUGGGCUGCGUUCACCACCACACCCCCCCCCCCCCAGAAAAGGAAAAAAAAGCUUGUCCUUCCACAAUGGAAAUUUGCUGAACAACAAAUUAUGCUCAAGUAGUUAAAAAUUACAUCAUAUCACCUUAUUUUGCAGCUAAAUCCUCCAAACUUGAUUAUCGAUCAUCUUACUUAACCUUCGCACCUCCCCCAUCAGCCCCGGCCCCAUGUCAAAACUUAUAGAUAUGCCACUGGUGUCCAGUACUCAUGUAUGAUGUACUCAUGUAUUAAUAACCAUGCAUUAGUAUGAUUGCACUACUUCUGAUGCAUAUACAGUAGUACUAACCUGUUAGUAACCAACAACUAGUAGUACUGCAGCACAAGUAUUAUCAUGAGAUACUCGUGAGUGUGUGACUAUAAGCCAGUACUAUUCAUGCAUUAGUAACCUUUGGCUAGUACCUAUGCAUAAAGUGGUUUAAAUAAAAUCGCUACAGGCAAUCACUAACAACUGUCUGUGACGCUGAUUGGCCAGUCGAAUUGGGAAGCCUUCACAAUUGUGUUGGGGAAGGCACUGAAACGACAAUGUAGCGAUUUUAUGGAAACCAGUCUGGCAGCCAUCACCUAUUAAACAAAUGUUAGUUACUGUGGGCUAGCACCCAUGCACUGGUUUGUAGCCAUGGGCUAGUAGGCAUGUACUAAUAUAUUUGUGCAACUGUGAUGUUAUAUUGUGUGUUGAAUAUUAUUAGAUUUUCUCUAAUGCUUUAAUUUUCAUCCAGUACUUUUUGUCCAAGUGCAAUUCAAACGGACCACCAUCAAGCUGUUGAGAAAUUAUAUGAACACAUAAUAAUUAUAUAUACUUUCAUAUACAUACACAUACGAUAUAAUAUGUAGGCAAUUUAUGUAUAUGGUCAUUUAACUGUUCCCUGGUAUAACAUAUAUAAAUCAUAUGUAUGUAUGUAUUUGCAAAUGACAGUGGUUAUAUUGUAUAUGCAUGUGCACAACUCAUGAUGCAUAUGAGUGCGUGGAAGUAUAUUUUGUGUAAAUAAUUUAAGUUCAUCAGGAAUUUAUUUUGAGAUAUCGUCUUCCAGGUUAUUUUUAAGUUCAAUUAUGAUGCGUUCAAAUUAAAGACUAAACGAAUAAUGACGUAUGUAAUGAUAAUCAUCUGCUAAAUCUUCCACCUUUUUUUAAUGAACUGUCAGAACACUCGAGUCGAGUUCCAAAUUGCUCGACUUAGAUUUAUUUCUUCCAUAAUCCGAGGUAAUGGAAAUUGCUGUUAAAGCGUGUACAAUAAGUGUAGGUUCUUAAGUGAAUGCCAUUAAUAACAAGUAGCGCGAGCCGUAUCGUUCUGACGCUUGUACUUUACGUGGCGUCUGCCUAAUCAUCUCGAAAAUCCAAUGAGCCGGUGGCCCUGCAAAAUCUUUUUAUACAGAGAGAUUCUGUUUCACAGUUAACUAUGCGGUUUCUACACCUAGUCGUCAAAUAAUAACAAUUGCAACAGGAAGGUUUUUGCAAUCUUACGAUGAAAAAUUUUAGUGCGGUUACGUCAUACAUUUUAUAUUUCUUUUAGCUAAUCCCCUUUCAUCAGUCGUUUCUCAUUUUUAGGAGUUAAUCGUAUUCGUAAAAUAGAAAAACGGAUAUAACUACUCUCACAUAUUUACCACCUGACUCCUCGUAAAUUCGAAAAAUCAGAAAUUAAAAGCACUCGGCACCAGGGUACUGACUAUGACUAUAUCGUCUGCACUGCGCACUCAGUGGGCCAUCCUACGAUUCCACUAUAAGGUGUGGCAUCUUAAUCAGCGUAAAUGUGCGUACAAUUCCGUAUUUGAGCCUAAUAAUAACACGUCCUGAUUGGUCAUUUGACAAUCUGGGCCAUUAGGUACGUAUAACAAACAUGUCGUAUUCGUUUAAUCGUUUUCGUAAACGUUCCGAAAAAUUCCUCUUAUAAUAAUAGAAGAGUUUCUUUAGAACAGCGCUUCGUAAAAUGUCUACCAUAUAACAUUUUUAUUAUCAUUUACCAUAUCUCUUGAUUUUUGUUAAUGAAACAAUCUCGAAUUCGUGCCUUAUCAAUGUGUCUCUCUAUAUACUUUAUUGUUCAAAUUCAUGACUUAAUUACUUCACAUUAAUUAUCUCCUGUGUUAUACUCAAUAUUUUACGCAAGACGUGAUGAAUGCCUUAAAUUAGAUUACUGUACACAGAAACUCGCUAGUUAUUCCUAACGAGAGUUGAUGACAUUGUUUCCAAUAUGGUCACGUUUGAUUUUUAGCACUGUCCUUCAUCAGCAUUCGUUGAAUCGUAUUUUUUCUAAUUUUUCAUAAUAUCAAGAAGAUGAAUGUCUUUCCAUAUGCGAAAGUGAUCAGUGUAGUAAUAAAAGGUGUCAAGAGUUGUCGCUUGUAAAUUAACUCUACUUUAAGCGUAAGUAGCGAUUUUAACUACACAUAUAUGCAAAUGCAUAAUAUAGGCCUAGGGCCUAGUUACACCCGACUCGCUAGUGUGUAAUUUCGUCUUAGUAGUUAUAAUUCAGUUAUUUUAAUCUUUAAUUAUGUUAUUUGGCUUUGUAUGAGUUAGGUAAAGUUUAUAGGUACGUCUAAAUUCAACUGAAAUUUGUUUACUAUUAUUAUUAUUUGCAUUUGGGGAUGAGCUGUUGUCACGAUUGAAUAAAUGUUAUAAGACAUAAUA